UUGAAAUAAUGUCGAAAGUCGGAAAAUUUAGGAUCGAAAUAGGCCGAAGUCGGUAAUAUCAUUCCUGACUUCACAGACCUGCAAAAAAAAAAAAAAAAAAAAAAAGGAAAAAAAAAAAAAAAGAAAAAGAGAAAAGCAGGUGGUGCAAAUUGGGCACCAGCAGAACAUGCACCCUUUUCAUCAAUUCCAAAACUCAGCCCCCCCUCAGUAUUCCGCGCGCUCUCUCUCUCUCUCUCUCUAACAACUUGAGAGAGAGAGAUAGAGAGAGAGAGAGAGAGAGAGAUUCACUGAACCAAACUCGAAAAACAUAUUAUAUGAAACCCUUCUCUCUCACUAUAAAUACCAAACCCACACAACUCCCCCCAGUACAUGUUGUCUGUUGUCUCGGCUUGUAAUAACAAACAAACCCUAAUUAAUAACUAAAACACCACCACCGUACCCACCGAUGUCGGAUUUGCCGAGCAGCAUCAGCUACAUGACUCAGGCCACAAGAAACGGGAAUCAAGAACGCGAGUCCUUCCACAAGUUCUUCGAGUGCUGGAUCGUCGAGCAGGACCACCACCUCCACGAACUCGUCUCCGCCUCCAAGGACAUCGAGGACCGCCACCAACACCACGGCGGCGCAACGGCCGAGCUGAACGGGAGGGUGCUCCGGCCGCUACUCGAGCGCGUGGUCCAGCACUACGAGCACUACUACCGCGCCAAAUCGAGGUGGGCGAAGAACGACGUACUCUCCAUGUUCAACCCUUCGUGGCGGAGCAGCCUGGAGGACGCCUUCCUCUGGAUCGGAGGGUGGCGGCCGAGCAUGGCCUUCCACCUCCUCUACUCCAAGUCCGGCCUCCAGCUCGAGGCCCGCGCCAUAGACGACCUCAUACUCGGACUCACCAACGGCGACCUCAGCGACCUGUCCACGGGUCAACUCGGCCGGGUCGACGCGUUGCAGAAGGUGACCCUGAGGGAGGAGAAGGAGAUCACGGAGAAGCUGGCGAAGCUGCAGGAGACGGUGGCCGACUCGUCGAUGGUCGAGCUGAGUCACGCGGUGAGUGAGUUGAUCCAGGAGGAGGCCGGGGAUCGGGUGGCGGAGCAGGAGGGGCGGGUGGAGGCGGCGCUGGCACCCAAGGAGGAGGGGCUUGUGGGGGUGCUGGAGAAGGCGGAUGAGUUGAGGAUGAAGACGCUGAAAGGGGUGAUCGAUAUACUGAGUCCGACUCAGGGGGUUCACUUCUUGAUUGCUGCGGCGGAGCUCCACCUUAGGGUUCAUGACUGGGGGAAGAAACGGGACGCCAGGCACCACCAGGCUGACAGCGGCGGCGGAGUCAACGGCAGCAAUGGCCACCACCGACAAUGAUUAAUAAAAAUAUAUAUCAGUUUAAUUAAUUUUUAAUUUGGUGUGCCGCUAAUAAUUGUUCAAUUUCAGACAGGUUAGUUUUGUCUGUAGCUAUUAAUAUUAUUAGACUCUAGUGUUUGUUUUGCCAACUUAUUCUAUAAUUAAUUUUUUGUUUCCUCUCUAUU
Molecule: messenger RNA, 1509 nt
Organism: Erythranthe guttata (spotted monkey flower)
Lineage: Eukaryota; Viridiplantae; Streptophyta; Magnoliopsida; Lamiales; Phrymaceae
Product: protein DOG1-like 4
Biological process (GO): DNA-templated transcription
Molecular function (GO): sequence-specific DNA binding
Source: RefSeq, a predicted model, not a curated record